This is a messenger RNA of Aspergillus aculeatus ATCC 16872, 1088 nucleotides long. RefSeq lists its product as uncharacterized. The transcript has a single exon. The coding region runs from base 87 to 1088 and encodes 333 amino acids. The record is from RefSeq and is a predicted model, not a curated record. Lineage: Eukaryota; Fungi; Ascomycota; Eurotiomycetes; Eurotiales; Aspergillaceae.
UGAAGUACGUCUUUCUCAUAUUCACCAUCCUAUACAUCCUCAUCAAAAGACAUCGACCUUCCAACAACCAAUCUACCACCGGAACCAUGACCUCCAAAUACGCCGCUGCCCACGAAUCUCCCAACGGCCCGGGCGACGCCCGCCCCACGGCGCAGACCAUCAUCGACGACCAACACCUCCGCGACAAGCUCACGGGCAAAGCCAUCCUGAUCACGGGCUGCUCCUCGGGGAUCGGCGUCGAGACCGCGCGCGCCCUGCACACGACCGGCGCGACCCUCUACCUGACGGUGCGCGACACCGCGAAAGCAAAAAAGAACCUGGGCGACCUCGCCGCCAGCCCCCGGGUGCAUCUCCUACACCUGGACCUCAACUCGCUCGACUCCGUGCGCGCCUGCGCGGCAGAUCUUCAAUCCCGCACCACCGCCCUGCACAUCCUGAUCGCGAACGCGGGCGUGAUGGCGUGCCCCGAGGGCCGGACGGCCGACGGCCUCGAGGUGCAAUUCGGCAGCAACUACGUGGCCCACUUCCUGCUGUUCCAGCUGCUGAAGCCGCUGCUGCUGGCGUCGUCGACGCCGGCGUUCCACUCGCGCGUCGUCAUGGUCUCGUCCGUGGGCCAUCGGUUCAGCAACGUCCACCUCGAUAAUCUGAACUUGGAGGGCGGGGAGUACGAGCCCUGGAAGGCGUACGGGCAGAGCAAGACCGCUGUGGUGUGGAUGGCUAAUGAGAUCGAGCGGCGGUACGGGGGCCGGGGCCUCCAUGCUCUCAGUCUGCACCCCGGCGGCAUCCAGACCGACCUGGCGCGCCACAUGUCGGAGGACCAGGUUGCGGAGUGGACUGCGGAUCGCGAGUUCAUGCUCCACUUCAAGAGUCCCGCCCAGGGCGCCGCCACAACCGUUGUGGCAGCUGUGGCGGCGGAGCUGGAGGGCCAGGGCGGGCUGUAUCUGGAUAAUUGCCAGGUGGUGACGGAUGAGCACGACCCGGCUAGCGGGAGGUGGGGCCCCGGGUAUGCGUCCUGGGCCUUUGAUGUGGAGGGGCAGAAGAAGUUAUGGGAGAAGACUUUGGACAUCCUCCAGCUGCAGGACGAGUGA